Molecule: messenger RNA, 414 nt
Organism: Histoplasma mississippiense
Lineage: Eukaryota; Fungi; Ascomycota; Eurotiomycetes; Onygenales; Ajellomycetaceae
Exons: 4
Coding region: 1-414 (137 amino acids)
Cellular component (GO): nucleus; cytosol
Molecular function (GO): DNA binding
Source: RefSeq, a predicted model, not a curated record
AUGGCAGACGCUGAGCUUGAAGAGAUUCGAAAAGCUCGCCUUGCACAACUGCAGGCACAAGCAGGACGAGGUGCAGGGCCAAGUGACCGCUCGAACCUCGAUCAGAGGCGACAACAAGAAGCCGACGCCAGUCAAGCCAUCCUUAACCAAAUCCUCCUUCCAGAAGCAGCUGACCGUCUAGGUCGGAUUAGACUGGUGAAGGAAGAGCGAGCGGCAGAUAUUGAGAAUAGACUAAUCAUGCUGGCGCGAACGGGCCAGUUGCAGGCCAAGGUUACAGAAGAACAGUUAAAGGAGUUGUUGAAUGCAGUUGCAGAGAAUAAGAAAGAGGAAAAGAUUGUGAUUAAUAGGAGGAAAGAUGGAUGGGACAAUGAUGAUGAUGGUGAUGAUUUGUCGGAUUUGCGAAAGGGUUUCUAA